UCAUACCCAAACGCUUCCAAACCAUGCCGACCCUCCCCACAACUGCGCACCUCCAAUUCCAAACGAGCAAAAUCCUAGUUACCACCCACAUAUAUCAUCAUCUUGCACAUCCUAAAUCCUUCAUUUCUAAUCCACUGAAGAAGAGCAUCUCCAUAAAGAAGCCAAGUACUUGCUUGGUGCCACAUGGAGCCAAGUCCUCAUCAGGCCCCGGAGGAAUAGAUUUCCGCAAGAUAGAGAGGGUCAUAAGAUUGCACUCUGCUAUUAAGAAUCGCCGCAUCAAAGAAUUAUUAGACUUGGCUGCUGAUGAAUGUCGAGACUACUUGGAUAUUCUUUUAACCAUUGAUCCUGUCGAGCUGAGUCAGAAAGUGCUCGACGUCUUCUAUGCUUUCUUACUCUCAAACCGGAUACAGUUGGUGAUCAAGCCGGCAAAGGAUGUGGGAGUGGAUAUUGGAAUAAAAUGUUGUUUAGAAUGGCCAGAGAGUCGCUUGCCAUUAUUACCUGGUUGCAGCCUCUACUCAUCUCAUAUCUACCAUGGAAUGGUGUUCGUAAGGAAAGAGACGAAUAUUUUAGGAUCACUGCAUCAUCGCAUGGAACUCCUUGGACCGAAGCUGGAAAAAAUCUUUUUGCCCAUGAUUGAUAAGAUUGUACCAUCAGGUGUUCUCGAAGGGAAGAGCAGGGUUGCUUUCCUGUACUGCUUGCUUAGUCUUGUAUUCAUGGUUGUAUUUCUUGUCUUCUUUAAGAACACGUUUGUCUAAUGUGACACUGACGACUCCUUUUGGAUGCACUUUAAAAGACAGCUUAAAGGUCUCUGACUCCACACACACACACACACACACACACACAUAUAUAUAUAUAUAGCUGUAAAAAUAGUGAUAAGAGUUUAUGAAAAUCAAAUCAUCUUUUUUUAGAGUAAAUUAAACCUGCUUUAUAAUACAGUCUCAAACCUCAUACAAAAAUCAAACUAAAAAAGAAAAAAGAAGUACUGCAACUGCAAAAACCAGCAGGGUUGGUAGUUCAAACUACUUUUACCUCAAUGAAAACUGGAGCCCCUUCAAAUCAUAAAUUUAAUUCACACUGUUGGUGAUUCAGGUAAAGCAACAGGAUCACUUAAAAUGCUUAUUAUGCCAACAGAAGAGGUUUUAGUCAACAUAUUCUGUCACCACACGCUGGUAUAUGGAAUUCAGCACUAAUAUGCCAGCAGCUUGCAGAUGCAUGGAGUACUGUUAGUAUCUAACAGCUGACUCACAUGUCAGUUGUCUUGGAGAAGAAAAUAUUUUUUUAUGAAAAAUAAUAGAAGAAUGAUUUGACAAAAAAAAAAAUCCAAGAUCCCAAUUUUAUGAAGACUUGAAAAAAAAUACGUCCUUGAUAAAAACACAGCAUUUAAAUGAUUUGAGGAAAAAAAAAAUUCAGAGAACCCAAUUUUACAUAACUAGAAAAUAUCAUUUGGAGAUAAGACAUUUUGGAAUAAAAGAAAUUAAAGAGUCUUUGCAAAGGCAUUAGUAGAAAGUAAUUGUUGGAAUUUAAAGAGAACUAAAAAGGUUAUGGUAAUGAUAAAAAGAACUAGAAUUUACCCCCCUAAACAACAAAAGUAAUUUUUCACCUAGCGCAUUUUUUUAUGAAAAUCACAACAAUUGUAAAUGAUCUGAAACCAAGAACCAAAAUUUAGGAAAACACAGCAUAUACGUAAUUCGAAAAAAAUCCAAGAAUCCAAUUUUAUAAAAAAUUAGAAUAAUAAUUUAGAUGAAAAGAGAGUGUUCAAACGAUUUGCGAAAAAGAAUCGAGAAGAAGUACUUUCUUUUGAAAUAUACAUUUCUAAAAUGUUUUGAAAAGAAAAUCCAAGAACCCAACUAUAUACAUUAGAAGAGCAUUAGAAGCACAAUACGUUGGAAAAUAAAUGCAAUAAUAGAACUUUCGUGAGUAUUAGUAGAAAGGAUUGUUUGCUGAAAUUUUUGUCAGCACAUAAAACUGAAGAGUAUAAUCACACAAAGAUAGAACCCUACGUUUAGGGAAGGAAAAAAAAAAA
Phoenix dactylifera (date palm) is the source of this 2023-nucleotide messenger RNA. RefSeq lists its product as uncharacterized. The record is from RefSeq and is a predicted model, not a curated record. Lineage: Eukaryota; Viridiplantae; Streptophyta; Magnoliopsida; Arecales; Arecaceae.